Molecule: messenger RNA, 2022 nt
Organism: Akanthomyces muscarius
Lineage: Eukaryota; Fungi; Ascomycota; Sordariomycetes; Hypocreales; Cordycipitaceae
Exons: 2
Coding region: 1-2022 (673 amino acids)
Biological process (GO): ubiquitin-dependent protein catabolic process; protein polyubiquitination; positive regulation of proteasomal ubiquitin-dependent protein catabolic process
Cellular component (GO): ubiquitin ligase complex; cytoplasm
Molecular function (GO): zinc ion binding; ubiquitin protein ligase activity; ubiquitin conjugating enzyme binding
Source: RefSeq, a predicted model, not a curated record
AUGGAGUCCCUCACGAUAACGAUACAUUCACCACCCAAGACGCCAGAUACGAUGGCCAUCGGAGACGUAAACCACGAUGUUUACGCGAAAGAGGUUUUAGGCUUGCAGGCUGGCAUUACAGAAGAUGCGGUCGACGCCGACUUGGUUGCCAAGGCCAACUCGUUGGGUAUCGCCGCCUCUACUCUACAGAAGCGCAACACCUCGAGCGCAUUCUCUUGUUCCACGACUGCCUCCGCUGCAGACCAGACAUUUUCAGCGACCUCUCCCUCCAUGCCCACCACGCCUCACUCGUCCAUUUUUGGGAGAUCCAGCACAGAUCUGGUGUGCAGCGGCGCGACCGGCUUUGCGCAAUACGACCAGUUCAUCACUGCUGUUGAUGCGCCGCUGGAGCAAGUGCGAUUCCGCAAGGGUUCGCUGCCCGUCGUCAACUCAUCGGCGCAGAGUGUGUUUAGCGUCAGUACCAACAAGAGCUUUUCAAGCGUCAAGUCAGGUUUCAAGCCGCGCUCCUGGUGGAAGAAGAAGUCGGACCCUUCUCUGUCAUGCCAUGGCUGCCGCAGCUCUUCUGGCAAAAUGAUUGCCCUGCACGGGCUCUCAUGCAACCACACAUACUGCUCCGAGUGCUUGCGAUACGUUGUGAGCCAGGCGUGCACCAACGAGGAGAUGAUGCCUCCUCGCUGCUGCUCCAAGCCGUUCCCGAGCCGGGUCCUGAAAGAAGCUCUGGACCGCGAUACGCAACAAAGCUUUCUGAAGGCGGUAGCCCACUUCAGCACCCCGACCCAUGCCCGGAUAUACUGUCCCAACAGAAAAUGCGGUGAAUUCAUCAACCCCCACCAAGUCACUGAUCAUAAGCACCCGUUUGAUGUUACAUGUCAACACUGCCUCACCCGCGCAUGUCGAAUGUGCAAGGCAGGGUCGCAUGCCAUUGGCGCCGACUGCCCGGAGGACUGGGAACUCGAAGCGGUCAAGAAGAUGGGACAGAGCACCAGCUGGAAGCGAUGCUACAGCUGCCACAACCUGGUCAACCUGCCCAAGGGCCGCACGCACAUCACUUGUCGAUGCAAGGAGGAGCUGUGCCACGUCUGCGGUGGAGUCUGGGAUGCUACCACAGGAUGUCCCAACUUGUGCGGCGACGAGGCCGUGCUCGAAAAGCGACGAUCGGGCUUGUCCAGCGCAUCCUCAUCCGAGGACCAAGAUGAGGCCGCGAAGCAGACCGCAGUAAGGGAACAGGCAGAGAAGCGCGACGCAGAGAGACGAUCACAACGAAGUCCCGAGGUGCAAGACCUCGUGAGCAAGCAAGCGCUACAGCUGCGCCGCUUCUGCGCAUUCUCCGCGCGCACGCGAAGCUCGAUGCAGACCCGUCACGCGACGGACAAGCUCGCACUCUUGGAACGGCACGUCGACGAGGAGGACGCCCUGAGGGACAAGCACGCCAAGGCCACCGGCGCGCUGGAAGACCGGCAGAUUGCGGCCGAGAUGGAGCUGCGCACGACGCUGGAGCAGACGCAGCGCAGCGUCAACCUGCGCCUGAAGCACAUGGAGGCGUACUGCCACGGCCGAAGCCGAUCAUCGGGCAGCAGCGCCAGCGCCAGCGGCGCCGCCGCCGCCGCCGCCGCCGGGGAUGCUGCCGCCCGCGUGGUGACGGAGAAGAACCUCAAGGAGCUGGGCCAGCAGUACACGCUGCGCGACGGCAUGGAGCGCCAGCACGAGGCCAAGAUCAACGUGAUGCGCGAGCGGCAGGCCAAGCGCAUGGAGGAGUUGCUGGACCGGCACGAGGCCGAGGUCGAGGCGUUGGCGGCCCGGCAGCGCGGUGAGUCGCACGCGCAGGCUUCCCGGUGCGCGGCCGAGAACGAGGCCGUCACCGACACGCUGCGCAUGCUGCAGAUCAGGCUCAGCGCGCGCUGGAGCCUGCAGCUUGACGUGCUGUGCAGGGAGCGCGAGGAGGCCGAGGGCCUGCGGUACGGCGCGGUGGCGACGCCGGCGUGGCCGCAGGAGCAGUUUUACGUCGAGCAGCAGUCGAGUUGA